Molecule: messenger RNA, 2665 nt
Organism: Amborella trichopoda
Lineage: Eukaryota; Viridiplantae; Streptophyta; Magnoliopsida; Amborellales; Amborellaceae
Product: receptor-like protein 14
Molecular function (GO): protein binding
Source: RefSeq, a predicted model, not a curated record
UGAGAGAGAGAGCGUGUUGUUUUUUUUUUCUUUAAGAGACCGGUAAGGGCGGCUCGUGGUAGGAAAUGGUCAUUUGAAAAAUCACAUGAUCUGCGCCAUGGCUGCAACUUUCAGCAGCAUAUCCUUGUUUAGACGCCCAUGGCUCGUCAUGUUUCUCACUCUAGCUUUAAUUUUGCACCUUUCCAUGGCAUCUGACUCUACUUCAUGCAAUGGAAGUGAGAGAGAGGCACUCUUGGGACUAAAAGCUUCCUUCUUUCCCCCUAAUGAGACCAUAGAAGGAGUUGAAGAUUUGGAUUCAUGGAAGGGGCUCAAUUGUUGUGACUGGGAAGGGGUAGAGUGCCACAACACAACAUAUCAUGUGGUUGGUCUCAACUUGAGUUCACUUCGGUCCAAUGCCAACUUACAGAGCGAAAAUUUUGAUGCAAAUCUGUUAACUCCACUUGAGCAAUUGCAAUACCUGGUCUUGAGCAAUAACAAGUUAGGUGGCGAGCUGCCCGUCGAAGAGAUUUCGAGCCUGAAGCAUUUAUAUUGGUUGGACUUGUCCAAGAAUUCGUUCGAGGGCAAAAUUCCCGAAGAGAUCGAUCAACUCUUGUCCCUGAGGCAUCUCAAUCUAUCGAAUAAUCAGUUGCAGGGGAGGCUUCCAGAGUCCUUAGGCAACAUAUCAUCACUCCAGUUUCUUUCUCUCUCCACAAACCAACUUCAAGGAACCAUCCCUCUGUCUUUUGCUAAUCUUUCCCUUUUGAAGGAUCUUGAUUUAGAGGACAACCAACUCGAAGGAACCAUCCCACCCAUUUUCGAUAAGCUUCGCUAUCUCGAGCACUUAAACUUAUCUCGAAACGAUUUCUCCGGUAAUUUUUCAUUCUCAAUGCUUGCUAACCAUCCUAACCUCACAAUUGUGAACCUCUCCCAUAACAAUAAGUUGGUCAUUUUGCAGACUAAUGAUACUCCUGCCUUUCAGCUUGUUGAGCUAGAUUUAUCUUACUCUGACAUGUCCAAAUAUGACCUUAGUGUUCCUGGUUUCCUAUCAAACCAAAAAACCCUAAGCAAACUCCUCCUUGCGUACUCCAACUUAUCUGGUUCCAUUCCCCCUUGGGUGCUGGGAGCCUCACACAAUUGGCUCUAUUUACAUGGAAAUAUGUUCACAGGUCAACUUGUAUUACCUCCCACCCCUACUGAUCUUUUGAAAUUGGAUCUCUCUAACAACAGAUUGAGUGGAGAACUACCUAAAGAGUAUCACUCCUUUUUCCCCCAUUUGUCCGAGAUAAACGUGUCCGGAAAUGUGCUCACUGGAAAUGUAGCUUCUUACCUUCACGCGUUCCAGGGUUUGGAUAUGCUAGACUUGUCAGUGAAUAAGAUCUCAGGUAAUCUACCCCUUGAACUGAGCCUUAAUUUGUUGUUUCUAGAUUUAACAAACAACCAAGUCACAGGAAAUUUGCCUGCUAGUAUAACAUAUGGAAAUCGAUUGAGGGCUCUAUGGCUAUCCAAUAACCACUUGACUGGACCAUUGCUAUCUGAGAACUUUAAUCUGUUGCAAUUGGAAUCGUUACGUCUUGAUGGCAAUUCUUUUAGUGGAACCAUACCGAAGAAUCUAUUUCUGCGUAUUCCAUCUCUAAAGGUCCUAAACAUUAGAAAUAACAACUUCUCUGGUUCCAUCCCUGUCGAGCUAGAAGAACUAUCCAAUUUGCAGGUGUUGAUCUUAAGAGAAAACCGUUUCGAAGAUGGGCUUCCAGUUAUGUGCAUGGUGAAGAGGCUAACCAUCUUAGAUCUCUCGAGGAACAACCUUCGAGAAUCCAUACCUCCCUGUUUCCAAAAUAUCUCUUCUUGGGUACAAAACAGUGGGCCAUCAUUAGAGUCCCUAAAUUCCACACGUAUCGGCACCGAAACAUCUUAUAGGGAAGUAGUCUCCUUCACCAAGGGUAACAAUUAUGAUUACUUCGGCCUCACCCUCUCUUUGAUGACUGGCAUAGAUCUUUCUCAAAACCAACUGCAAGGCCAUAUUCCAACUGAACUGGGGCUUUUGAAAGGCUUAAUUGUUUUGAACAUCUCAAACAAUCACCUCACAGGAUCCAUCCCUGCAUCCUUUGAUCAGUUACGACGAAUCGAAGUCUUGGAUCUUUCGAAUAACAAGCUUGAGGGAAGAAUACCACCCCAACUAGUCCUCCUAUACUCACUCUCUACUUUCUCUGUUGCAAAUAACAAUCUAUCUGGGGUUGUUCCUAAUGGAUUUCAAUUCUCAACCUUUAGUGAGAGCUCCUAUCAUGGAAAUCCUGGAUUAUGUGGGUUUAUGGGAAAACCUUGCUCGACCACUCUUCCUCCAAGUGAAGUCAAUGAGGAUGAAGAAGAAGAUUCAAUAUGGGAGAAAGACAAUCUUGUGUUAUAUGCUGUCAUUGCAAUGGGUUUUAUUGUUGGUUUUUGGGGGGUCUUGGCAUUUUUCUUUCUGAACAUGAAAUGGAGGACUCUGUGUUUUGAAACCAUGGAUAGGAGUAUCAGCUCCCUUUCCUUGAGGGGGAAAAGUAGAGGUUAUUCUUCUUUUUCUUCUAGUGGAGUUACUAGUUAUUCUGUACUCGGUAAAUGAAGCUAGUGACAGAUAUCAUGUUUUGUAAAUUUACAUGACAUAAUGUAUACAGAUAAAGCAUGCUGGUAUGGUAUUAUUUAAAAAAAAAAA